Molecule: messenger RNA, 7145 nt
Organism: Linum trigynum
Lineage: Eukaryota; Viridiplantae; Streptophyta; Magnoliopsida; Malpighiales; Linaceae
Source: the annotation of a GenBank genome assembly
AAAACAAGUCAAACCCAGAUGAAAGGAAGUCAAUACCUGUGACGAUAGCUGUGAGGCCAGUUGCAUCAACUCCAUUAGUAACUGCCUCAGCCGUGGAACAAGAGGAAAACCCAGAUGCUCCCUUCAAACCAAAAAUCAACAUCUUCCUUCUCGGCAAAGCAAAAAAGAGAGCGAUCAACAACAGCCACAGAAACUAAAAACACCUGCAAUGACCUAUCAGUAGACAGACAACAAUUUCUGAUAUUUGCUCAAGAGAUGGGCUCCUCUUAAAAUGCUUCUCUUAGCUUGUUGGCUAAGAUAAACGGAGAAGAUGAUGACAAACGGAAGAAUCAGAAACCCAUAUGAAAUGACGCCCUUGGAUGGAAGAAGAUUGGUCCGGUGAAGCUUUACUCUGUUUAAUAAUUGUGUUGUUAAUGUUGUUGUUGUUGUUGUUGUGAUUAUUAUACUCCUACUUUGGGUUGCAGCGAAAUUGCUCUCAGCCAUUAUAUAUUCUUUCUCUUUUCGCUGUGCCUCGCUGUGGUGAGCGUUUGUGGUUGCAAAUGAUGAUUACUGCUUCCCCUUUUGUUUUUGGCAACAAAUAUCAAAAUUGCUCCAACUCGUUGUAACGUUGUAUGCAAAACAUGCAAUUUUAGAAUACACAAAAAAUCUCAUUUAGUGACGUAUUACACGAUUAUUUCCUUCUUUUCUUGUUCUUUUAUAAAUAGAAGAACGUCUAUUUUUCUAAAGUUCAGUCAUUGCUAGCAUUUCUUUGAAUUUUUCCCAUAAAUAUUGUAUUUUAAAAAAAAUAGUACCCAAACUACUGCAAAUACGACAAUAAUUCCCAAUCUACUGUGGUAAAAGGCAAAUUCAAGCGUGCACGCUCGAAUUGGAUUUUAAAGAAGUAAAAAAAAAAGUCUAAUUAGGACACGCGCGUCUCGAUUGGGUUAUUCUUUUGCCUUUCUGGAAUAUAAGCAAUUUAAAUUUUAGAUCUUACAAUAUUAUGUAUGGCUAUACCCCUAAUAUUACGUUUGGAUUUCAUUUAUAUCUACAUAUAAGUUGUUCAGUUGACGAUUUUAUCCUAACUAAUAUUGGUAAAUAUUCACUAUAGUUGUAUUUUUGUCAUCCUUAAUGAUGAAUGGUAUACUACAUAUUUUCAUCUUAAAAGUUAAAUUGGGUAUUAAAUAUAAUUUUAUUCAAUAAUGAAAAAUUUUGGAUUAAUAUAUUUGUAUGGCCCGAACUUUUCACAUAUUAAACAUCCUGACCAAUCUUUUCGAUUUAUAACUUCAUAGCCUCAACUAUGCAUCAAAGUUACAAAAUUAGCCAAACCCGAGAUUUGACCGUUAUCUUGGACGGUCAAGCACUUGGACUAACAGUCAAAGCACCACGUCACUGCCAAGUCAGCACAGACCACUUAAAAAAUUUAGUUAUUUUCCAACUAUUAUCAUUUAUCUUUUUUAUUUUGAACAAAAGAAGAAUAAAAAAGGAAAAGAAAUUAAAAAUAUCGGGUCCAUUUCAUUAAUAUUUUUUAUUUUUAAAGUGGUAUGUGCUGAUUUGGCAGGUGUGUUGACUGUUAGUCAACGCAUUUUGCUGUUAGUCAACAUAUUUGACCGUACACGAUAAUUGUCAAAUCUCAGGUUUGGCCAAUUUGGUAACUUUGAUGCAUAGUUGUGGCAACAAAAUUAUAAGAUUGACUAGAAUGUUUAAUACGUGAAAAGUUUGGGCCAUACAAAUAUAUUAACUCUAAAAAGUUCGUCCUCCAAUAAUAUAUGGUAGAGUUUUGUGUACUUUUCUUCAUUUCAAAUUUCCUGCAACGAGAGUAAAAGUAGGAAGGACAAUUUGGUUUUUACAAUUAAUUAAUUAUUUCAUAUAAAAAUAUCAAUAACAAGGUUUAACUCGGGUUUGAGAUUCUGGGAUUGCCAAGUUCUAAUGGCAUUGAAUACUAGUUUUAUCACGGUUUGUCGAUAAAACAAUUUUUUUUAUUAUGGAUUUGAGUUUGUUAUUCUUAGGGAUGACAAUGAGUCAGGUCGGGGACGGAUAGUGCAUAUCCGUUACCCUACCCAAAGUAGUUCGGGUUUUACCCAUGCUCAUACCCACAUGUGAAACGGGUAGAAAAUCAAAACCAUGCCCAUACCCGUUCGGAUUUCGCAUAUCCACGGUUAUCCAUGAGUAAUAAUUUCUCUUCAUAACUCCAACCAAUAUGUUAACAUCAUACGUAUUCUCACAUUACGUAAGAGGAAAAGUACGACAAUACUUCACCAGAAUGAAGAAAAUUAAUUAAAACAACACAAUUUCAUGAAAAUAUUAUAUUUAUAUGAUAAAUAUAAAAUAUGUUAGAGAAAAAUAAUGAUUAUUUCUAGACAAAAUACAUGUGCAUGUGUAUAAUCGGGAGGGUUCGGGUAGGAUAGUGAGAAACCCAUACUCACCCAUUACCCGCAAUAUUCGGGUUCGGGUUUUACCCAUACCCACUAAAUGUCCUUCGGGUUUGGGUUUUACCCUACCCGAUUAGGCCGUAUUCGGGCGGAUAUCCACGGUUACGGAUAUUUUUGUCAUCCCUAAUUAUUCUGAAAUAUUAUUAUGUUACGUCUGGAUAUUAGUUAUGAAAUGUAUGAAUAUUAAUCUGCGUUGUCUGGAUAUUAUGCUCUCAUAUUAGUUUUGUAUGGUCCAAUGUUACUUAAGUGAGUCUGGAUAUAACACAACCAAAUAUUCGAUCGUCCUAAACUAAUAUCAGCAUAGUUUAAUAAAGACAUGGAUACUGGGUUGGUGAAGGAUGGAUAUUGAACACAGAAUAAUAGUUCAUUUCAACGAUGAUACUAGUAAGUAAAUAAAUAAGGAUAAGACUCCCCCACAACAUGGAUACAGUUUCACCGGUGUUAUCGUCAUCAUCCGACUCUGAAUUGGAAAUGAAAAACAACUCAACACAGACAUCAAGGAACAUCGCCACAAACCAAUCCAUGUAAAAGCCACAAACCUUGUCAUACACGUCUACAUAGACACCCUUAUAAUAUACAUUCAUUGCAAAACUAAUAUCUAAUAGUUGUACCCUAAACCGUGAACCCUAAACAAAAAAAAAAACUAAACCCUAAUCACUAAACUCUAAAAAAUAAAAACUAUUAUUGUUUGCCCAAGCCGAGAAUAUUCAAGGGUUCCACACAAAUAUCCAAACACAUGAACUAAAGGAAUAUUUCCUUAGGUUCAAAUAAAUAUCCACACAACCCAGAAACAUAUCCCAAUAUUUCAGAGAAAAAUCUUAUGAUCAAUAAAAGAUAUUACAACUAAGAAUGACAAAUUUCCACAACACGCUAACUAAUAUCUAAUAGUUGUACCCAAAACCCGAACCCUGAACCCUAAACAAACAAAAAUAAACCCUAAACUCUAAAACCAUAAUCACUAAACUCUUAAAACUAAACCAUUAAACCCUAAAUCCUAAACCUUAACACAAACCCUACAGAAUAAUAUCCAAACGUCUCAGACAAUAUCUAGUGACACCUAAAUAAUAUUGUAAAUAAAACAGACUAAUAUCCACCACACACUGACUAAUAUCUGAUAGUUGUACACUAAUCCAAAUAGUUACCAAAAGUGCUAGAUGCUUAAAUAAAUGUUGGACAACAUCUUAAUAGUUACCAAAAGUACCCCAUUAGAAUAUCCAAACGUCCAAAAAAAUUUCCGAAAACAUAAACUAAUAUCACUUCAAACCAAAGCUAGACCCUAAACUCUUAACCCUCUUCCCAACACAAACCCUAAACCAUAAAAACUAUUAUUAUUUAAUGGGCAGUUACCAAAAUUGCCCCAUUAGAAUAUCCAAACGUCCCAUUCAAAUAUACAAAAACAUGAACUAAUAUCAAUUCAAACCAAAACUAAACCAUUAAACCCUCAACCCUAAACCUUAAACCUUUACACAAACCCUACAGACCAAUAUCCAAACAUCUCAGACCAAUAUCUAGUGACACCUAAAUAAUAUUGUAAAUAUAACUGACUAAUAUCUGCUAGUUUUACACUAAUCCAAAUAGUUACCAAAAGUGUUAAAUGCUUAAAUAAAUGUUGGACAACAUCUUAAUAGUUACCAAAAGUAUCCCAUUAGAAGAUCCUAACGUUCAAGAAAAUUUCAGAAAACAUGAACUAAUAUCACUUCAAACCAAAGCUAGACCCUAAACCCUUAACCCUCUUCCCUAACACAAACCUUUAACCAUAAAAACUAUUAUUAUUUAAUGGGCAGUUAUCAAAAGUGCCCCAUUAGAAUAUCCAAACGUCCAAGAAAAUUCCCGAAAACAUGGACUAAUAUCACUUCAAACCAAAGCUAGACCCUAAACCCUUAACCCUCUUCCCAACACAAACCCUAAACCAUAAAAACUAUUAUUAUUUAAUGGGCAUUUACCAAAAGUGCCCCAUUAGAAUAUCCAAACGUCUCAGUCAAAUAUAGAAAAACAUGAACUAAUAUCAAUUCAAACCAAAACUAAACCCUCAAAACUAAACCAUUAAACUCUAAACACUAAACCUUAACACAAAUCCUACAAAACAAUAUCCAAUCGUCUCAGACCAAUAUCUAGUGACACCUAAAUAAUAUUGUAAAUAUAACAGACUAAUAUCCACCACACACUAAAUAAUAUCCACCAUAUACUGACUAAUAUCCACCACACACGGACUAAUAUAUGAUGAGCACUUCUACUAUGCUAUAUAGUAUUGGUGCUUUAAUGUACAAUUUGAAGUUGUACCAUAACAUUAAAUGUAUAAGUUUAGGUUGUACCAUAAAAGAAUUUGUAUCUUUAUGUUAUGGUACAACUUUACAACUUGAAGUUGUACCAUCACAUAAAGGUACAAGUUCAAGUUGUACCAUAAAAGAAUUUGUACAAAAAGUAUAGGUACAACCUGAAGUUGUACCAUAAUAUAAAUGUACAAUUUCAACCUGUACCAUAAAGGCAAAAACCUAUAGCACCAAUACUAUAUAGCAUUGUAAAAUUCCUCAUAUAUGAUAGUUGUGCACUAAUCCAAAUAGUUACGAAAAGUGCUUUUUUAAAUAAAUGCUGGAAAACAUCUUAAUAGUUACCAAAAGUGCCAUAUUAGAAUAUCCAAAAAUCCAAGAAAAUUUCCGAAAACAUGAACCAAUAUCACUUCCUAGUGUGUUUAAUUUGAUGUAAGAAACAAUAUUCCAGUCCUUCACAAAUUGAAAACCCGAACCCUAAACCCUAAAACUUAAACUCUAAAGUGGUGUAGUCGGUUUCGGGUGGUUGGGUUAUUUUGGGGUUUGGUAAAUAUUAGUUUAAUGAUAGAUAUUGGUUUGCGAAGGAAGAAUACUAGUUCAUUUCAAUAAUAAUGCAAAGUAAUAUCAACACAACACAGAAUAAUAUCGACUGAAAACAAAUAAAUAUCCACACAAACAAACAUACAUAAAUAUCACAUGGCAUGCGGGCUCGCAAUUUUCGUUCUCUCUUUCCACUCCUCUCUAAAAUCCCGUCCAAAGGACCCACAAAGCCACUUCCUCGGCUCGCCUUUUAUGUCGCACGUUACCCCGAAGCCCAUCUCCCGCUCACUUAAGUGAGCCACCAAAGAAGUCCACCUCUCCUCCGUUGGAUGAAACAUGGGCCGGCGUGGCUGAAAAUCCGGCACUAACUACUCGGUAUCGGUGUGGGAGAGGGUUUUAAGAAAAUCGAUAACGGAAAACCCUUCUUCUCCGCUUGCAUUACUGCAACUCCCUCCUUUCGCGAGUAUUUCGCCUUCCCGAUUGUGGCCUCUUCACCAUGGAAGAGGAGCCCAGUAUCCUCGAAGCCUUACUCGACGAUGGAGAAGAAGACAUCGAGAUGGUCGACGUCGAAGAGGGCCAACUCUUCGAACCAACUACCGACGCCACCGCCCAAACCUCCGGCGAGGCUAACUACAAUGGCGGCGGAGGCGGAGAGUCUCUUGACACCGCUAUGAAUCCGGGUAAAAAGAAGAGGAAGAAGAAUAGGAAGAACAAGAAGAAGAAGCAGCAGCCCAGCAGUGGUCCGGUUCCUCCCGUGGAAAUAAAUAGGUUUGUGAUAGAUACGUGUAGGCGUCUGAAAGAGAAGAAAUCGUACUUGAUCUACUCUGCUGUGGGGACUCUUGGUGUUGAGGCCUUGAGUGAUCUGGUCAGAGAGGUGGAUGCUAUUCAGUCAUGUGGGGGACAGAUGACUGCAGAUGGCAAGCGUUCUCGAACUGGCGGUGGGAUAUUAUGGAACAUCUUAAAGGCGAGAGAACCUGCAGCAUACAGAGAAAUUAUGAAACAAGCAAAGGCGUUUGAGAAGCAAUUAUUUAAGCAACAGAAGAUGAUGAUGCGAUCAGCUAAUGCAGAAACUGUAGUAGGGUUGUGUAAUGAAACUGCAAAUGCAAUCACUGAGGACGCGACUCCAACAAAAUUUGGCGAGCUUGUGCCUGAAAGCCAACAACUUGUAAAGGACAAUGGUGAGAUGAAGCGCGGUUCGGUUCAUGAUAGGAUUAGGGUGCCUGUUUCAUAUGAGGAUUUGAUUCAGGAUGAACCAGAGGACAGUUGCUCAUAGCUUCUUUGGCGUGGAAGGUGUGUAAAUACUUGGUCAAAAGAACAGCUACUUUGUGGGGUGGGGGGUUCAAUUCUUGCUUUCUGACUGAAUGUCUUUUGAACUGUCAUAGUCCCCAAUGGAAUGCAAUGGGUUAUGUGGGAGUUCUGGUAUGUUUUAUCCUGUAUUUUGCCUUUUAAUUUCACAUGAAGUCCAUCUUAAGAGAUAAACUUGGAUUCUUAUGAAUACUUGACAAAUUUAAUUGAAUGAAGAAGAAAGGUACAAGUGAAUGUGGUAAAUUUCGAAUGCCAGCAAGGAUGUAAAUGAAGAGGUGGACAACUACAAGGUUGGGAACCUUGUGAAGUUCUCUGCUCGUGGGAGAUGCGUGCCACACAAGUAUCUGAAACGAGUCCCUCCAGAUCAUAUCAUCUUCAAGGGGAGUUGAGACCUUGGACACAGUUACACAGGACCUGAAGACUAUGAUAAUAGAAGUAAGAGAUGUUGGUCGCAGCUCCACAAGAACCACAGCCCUCGACUUAGGCAAGUUCCUCCUCUUUUCCCUUGUUUGGAUCCUGGAUUGCAGAACAUUCAAACAUAGUACAUCCCACGUCUCGAACAACUGUAUGUGGGGAAUGAGGCGUAGUUUGGUAGACGAAUGGGGAAUGAAAUGUGAGUCGUUGA